AUGGAAUCGAUGAAUCACAAUGAACGUAAGAUUAAGCGUAUCCCAACGGAAAGUUUCAAGAGAGUGGUGUCACAUGUCUCUGAAGAAAAUACCGUUUACGAUUCACAAUUGGAUUCAUUCUGUCAAUUUUCUCAAAGUCAAACAUUUCUGAAGGACAUACGCAGCAAAGAGGAUGCACUCUUUUCUGUUCCAUAUAGUCCUUUGGACAAACAGAUAAUCCGGCAGAAAACACCUUCAGCUGAUGAUAUCUAUAAUUACCGCUCCGGAGUUUCAUUGCGCUUUUCACCCGGCACUAACGCUUCAAACAUGACAAUGAAAAGAAAACUGGAACUGCUGAAAAAAAGAUACGAAUUACAAAAAACAACAGUUAGAAAAUCAAGUUUGUCUCAUGAUCACAACAAUUUGUAUAAAACGGAAGAAAAAUUCCUAAGCUCAGUCCCUGAAGCACUAAAUUCCAAUGAUCAUGAAAGAAAUGAAAAUACUGACGCCUCAUUUCGAUUUCCGUUGAAUGCCACUCUCAAUUCCAUUUCGAAUUCUAGCAAGGCAACGAACGCCACUUAUGUUAUUCAGUCAUUAGUAGGUGAAGACGAACGUGAUUUUACUGAUCAAUGCAAGAAAACAGAAAUGGAUAAACAAUCGGCUUAUCUGGCAGCACUAACAUCAUGGCUAAAUUAUCUACUUGAUGAAAAAAGUGACGCCGAUAAUAGCAGCGAAAUUCUAGCCAUGAGUAAAAAAGAUGCUGAUCUGUACUUGAGAAAACUAUUGACUUCGACAAAUGAUAUUCCGGCGAUAAAAAAUAAUGAACUGCAAAAGCACAUCAGUUAUAAGUGUUUCACGGCUGCAAAUGAACUCAGCAAAAUGCGAUCCAGAUUUCGCUUGUUAUACGAAAGCUCACCCAUCCCGAAUGAUAUUGCUACUAUCGUAAAAGGACUGCAAACAGAAUUGCUCAGCCUACUUCUGAGUUUUCAUCCGUUCUACCUUCUAUUGGGCUUAGAGACUGUCUUAUCUAUCAACAUACGAAAAAGAAUUGAUGGCAAAAAUCAACUCAGAAUCAUUGCUUCUGUAGUUAUGCAAAACAUCUUCAAGAAUCCUAAAAUUAUGAAUAAUCGGAAAUAUGUGCAGGGAAGAGGAAAAAUUCUCAUCAAUAAUCUAGGUGCGGAAGCUCUUCUGCAGCAUUUUUUAACAAAGAUAUGCCAGUUUUUAUUCAUUGUUGAUAAGGCAUGGCGAGAUAACACAAUAUCGAGGAAAAACCGCUGUCUUUUUGUUAAAUGGUCAGCUUAUAAGAGUAUCAAUGAUGUGGUGGCAAUGUUAAGUCGAGAACUGAUGACUGGUACCAGCAAUUUACCGAAAACCCUUUCUCGUUUGGGCGUUUUUCUGGAUCGCAGACAAGGAUUUUUUGAACAGUUUCAAUACCACGUAGCUGAUCCGUUGAAGGACCUCAGUAAUGGAAUGAUUCUUGGGCGAACAGUGGAAAUUUUAGCUAAUCUGCAAUAUAACACAGUGAUACAAUGUUUGCGUGAUCCUAGUGGUGAUAGACUUCGUAAAGUGAGCAAUGUUAGAACAGUGAUUGAUUUUGCUAAGCAAAAAGGAAUUAUUCCUGAAGACUUAUAUGUGGAUAUCGAUGGUAUCUUGCAAGGAAAUAUCGAUGAAAUUUUAGCACUUCUCUGGCUAUUGGCUAGCAAAGAAUUGAGUAUCAGUAAAUCAGAUAAUUGUAAUGCUGAAAUUGAUUCGAUAUCUCAACAACUUCUGAGCUUGUUCGGCAUAUCAUAUGAGAUACGAAAUCCUCUAGAACUUGCUGACGGAAAAUUGUUUUCCUUGUUGUGGAAACAAUAUUAUUCAUACGGCGCACCAUUUGAACUCUUCGAUGGCACAACAGUUUUAGAGCAAAUUGCAAGUGCUGCUGAGCAUCAUUUUGGGAUCCCGUCAUCGAUGCUGAUGCGAUGGAAAAACAUACCUGAAGAGAAAACACUCUGCCUCUUCACCAGAAUUUUCAUAGCACGCAUAUAUGAAUGUUAUAAAAUUACUUCUGCUGCAAUCACAAUACAACGUGCCUUCCGGAGAUAUCACAGUACCUCAAAAAUGAAUUAUGAUAUUCCUCAUAAAUUAAAUACAUCAGAUCAGUUAAUCAAGUCAUAUCGGAUAAUAACGAAAGAAGAUUCGAAACGAAUGAAGGCUUCAUUCACAAUACAGGUAAAUAUGAUACCAGAGCCUUUUUCGGAAAAUGCAAAGGAAACUGUUAUUAAAAUCAAUCUUUCAAUAGUACUUGCUCGAUACUUUCGUGGAUGGUUUGCAAGAAUACUUUAUCGUAAGAUGAAGUGUGAUAAGACUUCACAAGAACGAGAAGCAAAGGCAAUUAUCAUACAAAAAUUUAUUCGUGGAUGGCUUGCACGAACAUUUUAUCGAAAGAUGAAAUGUGAUAAAAUUUUGCAAGAACGAGAAGCAAAAGCAGUUAUUAUACAAAAAUUUAUUCGUGGAUGGCUUGCGCGAACACUUUACCAAAAGGUGAAAUGUGAUAAAAUUUUGCAAGAGCGAGAAGCAAAAGCAGUUAUUAUACAACGGUAUGCACGUGGCUGGAUAGUCCGUAAAAACUACCGCAAAAUGCAACAUGAAGUAGCCUUAUAUAAACAAGAACAAGCAGCAAUCACUUUGCAGAAUUCCAUUUCUGCCACAGAAUGCUCGAAUGAUGAAGUUGAGAAUAAAAUACAUGGAUGCGAAGUUAUAAAUGAUGCGGAAUGCUUACGGAUAUUACGUGAACUAAGAAAACAACAUAAUCGUUUGCGAAUUAGGCGUCAGAAGUUUUUGCAAGUUGUCGAGAAUAAAAUCAAAUGUGCACUCUUGCUUAAAGCAGAGCGAGAUCGACGCAUAAAAGCUGCCACAAUAAUACAGGCAUGGUGGCGUGGAUAUCUUUUUCGCAAGCGUCAUGUAACAAUUCGCAAUGAAAUAGCUGCGAGUCGUGUUGCUCAUAAAGAAGCAAUGUCGAAUGAAGAGCGGUUUGAGCUAAUGCAACCGAUUAUGAAUCGCGUGAUGAAUGCAAUGAAGAAUUUGAACUCAAAACACCUUUACAUUCGUUAUAAAGCUACUGAAGUGUUGCAAAAAUUUGUUGGUUUAUCAGAACUUUGCGCUCAGUAUGUGUUCGAUAACGGCGGUCUGGAAUGUAUUUUGGAUUCAUUAGAGGGUUGCAAUCGUGGUGUUGGAUCAACUGAAGUGGUCAUACCUCUUUGCUCCAUCUUGUGGAGUGUAUUGAAGUUUAAAAUUAUUCGGGGAAAACUCGACGAGCAACGCCAAAAAGAUAUUGUGAGACAAUGUUAUCAUUUCAUGUUAGCAUUUCACAAAGUUCCGGAUGUGGUGACCAAUUUAAGUGCAGUUAUAAUAGCAUUGAAUGGGAACAAUAAACAGCAUAAAAAAGCACACUAUUUUGUUGCGCAGUUGGCAAAGAGAUUUGCUAAAUUAUCAGAAUGUGACGAGAGAGUUGUUGCACUCCGAAAGCUUCAGGAUUGUUUGCUAAAUUAA
This is a messenger RNA of Acanthocheilonema viteae, 3510 nucleotides long. The record is from the annotation of a GenBank genome assembly. Lineage: Eukaryota; Metazoa; Nematoda; Chromadorea; Rhabditida; Onchocercidae.